AUGGACGUCGGAAAAUUAUUCCUCUAUAUUUUUCUAAAAUUAUGCUUCUGUGAUUCUUUUUUAUUCUUUUUGAAUGCCUACGGAAUCCUAAUGUAUGCCACUUUCAACAACCCACACAAAGAACUUCGCAAUACUCCUUUGCAUUCCUCUUCCAAUCAAAACAUCAGAACUGAUUCUGAUGCUCAACUGGUUCCAGGACUCGGAAAAUACUCAGUGAGCCCGUCAGCCCCAUCAACGUCGUCUCAGUCGUCGCAGGAAUCCACUUCUGACGUUAUUCCACAAACAUUCGGAAAUAUGACAACAGAAGGACACAUGUGGUAUUAUCAACAACCGUCGCAUUUACUUAUUCUGAUGUUGACUUCCGAAAUAAAUCAUCAAAACAUUACUAGACAAGAUGAUGAUGAUGUUGAGAAGUUUGUAAUCAGAGAGCGCUGUAAUUUUUAA
This is a messenger RNA of Caenorhabditis briggsae, 444 nucleotides long. The transcript is spliced from 3 exons. The coding region runs from base 1 to 444 and encodes 147 amino acids. The record is from RefSeq and is a predicted model, not a curated record. NCBI's taxonomy places the organism in Eukaryota, Metazoa, Nematoda, Chromadorea, Rhabditida, Rhabditidae.